Messenger RNA from Spinacia oleracea (spinach), 1185 nucleotides. RefSeq lists its product as uncharacterized. Lineage: Eukaryota; Viridiplantae; Streptophyta; Magnoliopsida; Caryophyllales; Amaranthaceae. The transcript has 3 exons. The coding region runs from base 1 to 1185 and encodes 394 amino acids. The record is from RefSeq and is a predicted model, not a curated record.
AUGACACAGGUCACAGGAACUGAAAGCCAUGAAUUUGUUAUUUGGGUCCAGUUUUUGUUGUUGAUCUUAUUGUUGUUGCUUGCUUUUGUUGUUGUUGUUGCUGUUUUUGCUCUUGUUGUUCUUGGUGUUUUUGGUUGUAUCAUGACUUUAGCCGGUGAAACAGAAGGUAUGAGUCGAAGUUGGAUGUAUGAGAAGCGAACUUCGUCGGGGUUCUUGAACGGGGUAGAGGAGUUUUGUAGAUGUGCUUUGGAGCAUCAAGAAAAUGUACAAGAUAAUGGGUUAUAUUGUCCAUGUGUCGAUUGCGAAAAUGUGAGUAGGGUUAGUAGUAUCAAAACAUUAAGAGAUCAUGUGAUUCGUCGUGGGUUUAGGCAACAAUACCAUGUGUGGAUAUGGCAUGGUGAGAUCGGAGGAUAUACGGGAAAUUCCAGUGAAAAUCCAAUUAUUGACCACCAUGUACACACUGAACCUAUUGAUCGGACCGAGGAUAUGUUUUCGGAGGAAGAUGAUGAAGGUGAAGAAGACGUGGAUGAUGAUAUUGAGGAGGAUCAUAUAGAUGAAAUGAUGGAGGCAAUUCAAGAUAAGCCUCAUUUAUUUGAACGUUUGUCAGAAGCUGCUGAGAAACCUUUGUAUCCUGGAUGUGUCAAGUACACUCAGUUGUCGGCUGUGUCAGUGUUGACCAACCUGAAAAUAAAGGGCGGUGUGACUGACGCAAUUUUUUCACAAUUUUUGGAGGCAUUAGAGGACAUGUUUCCCAAAGGGAAUGUGUUGCCUAAGUCGACUUAUUAUGCCAACAAGUUGAUGUGUCCUUUUGGAUUAGCAUAUGAGAAAAUAGAUGCUUGUCCAAAUGACUGUAUUUUGUAUCGAAAAGAGUUUGCAGAUUUAGAUAAAUGUCCUCGGUGUGGUAAGUCUCGUUACAAGCUCCCAGAUGGAGUUAUGCCCGGGGAAGGCAAGAAAGGUCCCUCUGCUAAACUGCUUUGGUAUCUUCCAAUAAUACCAAGGUUUAGACGAUUGUUUUCAAUAAAGAAGGAGGCAAAGAACUUGAGGUGGCAUGCAGAUAAGAGAAGAAAGAUGGGUUGCUUAGACAUCCGGCAGAUUCUCCUCAAUGGAAAGAUAUUGAUGAAGAAUUUCCAGAAUUCGGCAAAGAAGAUAGGAAUCUUAGGCUUGCGCUUUCUACUGACGGAAUGA